AUGGCCGGGCUUAUGGUCAAUGGAACUCAAGUGUCCUACAUAGGCCAGGACUGCAGAGAGAUUCCAGAGCACCUCGGCAGGGACUGUGGACAUUUUGCAAAGAGGCUGGAUCUGAGCUUUAACCUUCUGAGGUCACUGGAAGGACUGAGCAUGUUCAGGAGGCUGGAGGAACUCAUCUUGGACAACAGUCUUCUCGGGGAUGACCUCAUGUUGCCAAGGUUACCCAGGCUCCACACCUUAACCCUCAAAAAGAACCAAAUCACUGACUUGGAGUAUCUGCUCAAUCACCUGUUAGAAGUGACACCAGCUCUGGAGUACCUCAGCCUGCUGGGGAAUGUGGCGUGUCCCAAUGAAUUGGUUAGCCUAGAAAAGGACGAGGAAGACUACAAGAGAUACAGAUGCUUUGUUCUGCACAGACUGCCCAAUUUGAAGUUUCUGGAUGUUUGGAAAGUAACCAAACAAGAACGAGAGGAGGCUUUGGUCAGAGGCACAUUCAUGAAAGUGGUGAAGCCCAAGGCCUGCAGUGACAGCUUUGCUGCCUCUCCGAAGAGCCACUACACACCCCUGCCUUCUGCUUCCAGGGAACUCACUAGUCACCGAGGUGUCCUGGGGAAGUGUUGCUAUGUUUACUAUGGGAAAAACUCAGAGGGCAACAGGUUUAUCCGCGGUGACCAGCUCUGA
Molecule: messenger RNA, 681 nt
Organism: Hippopotamus amphibius kiboko
Lineage: Eukaryota; Metazoa; Chordata; Mammalia; Artiodactyla; Hippopotamidae
Product: leucine-rich melanocyte differentiation-associated protein-like
Exons: 1
Coding region: 1-681 (226 amino acids)
Biological process (GO): melanocyte differentiation
Molecular function (GO): protein binding
Source: RefSeq, a predicted model, not a curated record